Sphenostylis stenocarpa is the source of this 972-nucleotide messenger RNA. NCBI's taxonomy places the organism in Eukaryota, Viridiplantae, Streptophyta, Magnoliopsida, Fabales, Fabaceae. The record is from the annotation of a GenBank genome assembly.
AUGGAGUUGGAUGAUAAUCGCGCCUCUCUCUCAAGCCUCAAAGACACGCUUCCUGAAAACCCUAACAUCUACCACUUCUCCGAGAUCUCCGCCGCCACUGCCAACUUCUCCGCCCCACGCCUCUUUUCCUCCUCCUGGCGCUGUAUAAUUCGCCACCGCGAUGUUGUGGUCUCUCGCCGCAACUUCCGCCAACAAAUCGACCUCCCGGAGCUCAGCCACCGCCUGAACUCAUCUGCCGGAGCCAUCGCAGCAGCCUCGUCAAACUUCUCGGCGCUUCCGUCUCCGGCACCGCCAUCUUCCUCGUCUACGAAUUCGUCCCCGGCACCAGUCUCGCCGACUGCCUCCGUAACCGCCGGAAUCCUAGCUUCACCGAUCUCGCCACGUGGACCUCGCCAUAGCCACAAAACGUGUGGCCACGCGCCAAACCUGAAAAAGAGGGGUACCAUCCCAGAACAACAGUGUAUUAAGUUUGUGUUUUCUGUGAAUUCACCCCACUCGUGGUAUUAUGUUGUGCGUAGCAAAAAGGGUAGGAAAGUGAAGCCAGGAGAUGAAGUUGUCGACAAAGGAAAUGUCGAGGAGGGUGAUGUUGACUUGCUGAAUCCCCAGGCUGCUGCCAAAGCCGCUGCCAAAGCUGCCAAAGAGCGGGCAAAACAAAGAAAUCAAAUUACUGCUGAACUAUUUAGUGAGGGUACUGGGGAUAGGCAAGCAAUGAUCGGUGAUAUCUUGUGGCAGGAUAACGAAAAUUUUGUUGAUGAUGGGAUUCAAAUUGAGCCUUUCAACCUAGAUAAAGAAAGGGAAGAAGUUGAUCCAAAAUAUGCUGCAUUGAAAUCUGUACCAACAAAUGAUGAAGAUGACGAGACCCCUGACCUUUCUUCUAAAGAUAUUGGAAUCAUGAAGAGACGCAUUGCAGAUGUUCUUGAACCUGGGGAAACGGUCUUGCAAGCCUUGAGAAGGUUAAAAGAUGGCAGUUAA